This is a messenger RNA of Paramuricea clavata, 758 nucleotides long. NCBI's taxonomy places the organism in Eukaryota, Metazoa, Cnidaria, Anthozoa, Malacalcyonacea, Plexauridae. The record is from the annotation of a GenBank genome assembly.
GUGGGCGAAAUUUGCAUAGCAAUUGCAACCGACCGCCGCAUACACACAAAAGGCUAAGAAUGUCAAUAGAGAUCACUCAGCAUACAUCAUACAAGCUUCAUGCUGAGUUAAUGAAUCAACCAUAAAUAAUAACUCCUUCGCUUUUCGAUGCUUGUUGUGAUUGUUCUCUCGUUAUCGCUAUCGUUAUAUCAGUAGGAUCACUGCAGCUACAGACUGUCCAUCCACAAUGCAGAAUAUAGCUAUAGUCUUCGUUAUCUCUGCUUCGAUUUUAUUCCACAAAAGCCUAUGUUAUCCUACCGGAGCGCCUUCUUCGCAAUGUACAAGCAUGACACCAAGUCAUGGGGUUGUUGCUCAAGCAGGAGCAAGUCCGUACGAAGUUAAGGUCAACAGAUCGUAUUAUAUGCCAGGGGAAACUGUCAGAGUUUCCAUCGAAAGUUCGGGUGAUAAUAUCAAAGGCUAUCUGAUCCAAGCAAGACAAGUAGGAGGAAACUCAGCGACGGGAAUGUUUGCAGCGGCUCCCGUAAAUGGGAAGUACGUGAAUUGUGGCAAUAGCAAGGUAGAAACUGCAUUUGUUAAUCAUUUUAUAUAAACUUUUAACUUCUUUGCAAAUGUAUAUAUGUAAUAAGUAAAAUACAAAUACCGAUACCAAUUUAGCGUUUCUUAGGAAAUUCGCUGCGAAAACAUGAGCCACUUACUAUAUUUAGACUUUACAAUUAUAUAUUCAACAGGAAUAUCGACGAUUUUACUCGGCAUAUUAA